AUGGCUUUGAAGAAUACUACUAACCCAUUGUUAGAGUACAACUUGAGGUGUAGCGACAGGUUUCCAGUAGUGAAUUGCGGCAACAAAGAAAAUCCCAUUUAUCUUCCAGUGGAAGUCUGCGCUGUCAUGGAGGGUCAACCAUACAACUCGAAACUUGACUCUAAUCAAACCAGCAACAUGAUUAAUUUUGCAGUUCGGCCUCCAUUUCAAAAUGCAGGGAUCAUUGUCGAACAAGGCCUCGCAACUGUCGGUCUCAUGAAUAACAAUCCGAAUCUGGGGAACUUCAACCUAAGCGUGGGUGAGAAACUUAUCAAAGUUCCUGGCCGCAUAUUGGAGCCUCCAAAUCUAUCUUACCGCUUGAAAUCGAGGGACCAACCGCGUACAGUCUACCCAAAGUCCGGCUCAUGGAACAUGGCGAACGUUCAGUUCCACAGAGGAUCCAGAGCACCCAACUGGUCGUUCAUCGUACUUCAGGAUGAUAGAAGUCGUAACGACUUUCGUUACGGUGAAACCGCGAGGAAUAUCAUCGAAGAAGUCCGUAGGGGCUUAGCCGACAUGGAUGUUCAACUUCAAGGUCCUUUCGCAGUAAAACUUCCAUCGCCCAUUGUGAAUGAUCAUUGGGGAUACCUCGGACAAGAGAAGAAUGAGAAGGGUGAGAGCCGUGAAGAUCGUGAUAUAGACUCAUUCCUGAAAGCCGCCCACACUAAAGGUGUAAAGCUUCUUUUCAUCAUCUUACCAUAUGCCAGCCCCGGCCUUUAUAAGCGCAUCAAAACGCAUGCCGAUAAGACUUACGGGAUCCACACAAUCUGCUCAGUAGCCACGAAACUACAAAAUUCGCGUGGACGCAUUCAAUACAUAGCCAACUUAGCCACAAAGGUCAAUCUCAAACUCGGUGGCAACAACUAUAUUGUGAAUGGCCAUACAGCGAACAAUUUCGAUUUUCGUAAGACCAUGGUUGUUGGAAUGGAUGUUACGCACCCAUCGCCUGGAUCUACCGAGGGGACGCCUUCCAUAUCUGCGAUGGUGGCUUCCGUAGACGGAAAUCUGAAUCAAUGGCCCGCCACCUUGAACAUUCAGAAGGGCAAGGAGGAGAUGGUGAAGGGCGAACAGCUCACCGCAAUGCUAAUGUCUCGCCUCGACCUGUGGGUAACAAAGAACAGGAUGCUACCAGAAAACAUCCUCGUGUACCGCGAUGGGGUAUCGGAAGGACAGUAUCAGCAUGUCAUCGCUGUGGAACUUCCUCAACUUCGUCUAGCUUGCACUCGCAAAUACCAACAGGGCAAAGAACCACGCAUCACCAUCAUCAUCUGCGGCAAGCGGCACAAAACGCGAUUCUACCCCACCAAUACCGCAUACUGUGACAAAGGCCACAACAACCUACCUGGAACUGUCGUCGAUCGCGGAGUGACCGAAACGCGAACCUGGGAUUUCUACUUCCAGGCCCAUACAGCACUCCACGGCACCGCGCGCCCAUGCCACUACUUCGUGGCGCACGACGAGAUCUUUAGACACAUGUACAACAACAACAUUCCUCGGGGUUUUAGCAACAUCUCUGACAUCAUCGAGGACGUCACGCAUAAUCUGAGUUACAACUUUGGUAGGGCAACGAGGUCUGUCAGCCUGUGCACCCCGGCCUACUACGCCGAUCUUGCCUGCGAGCGCGGACGUUGUUAUCUGUCGGAUCUCUUUGAUGGAACUGGGUCUGGCAAUGCUACUCCUCCACCCUUCGAUCGUCUGAAAAUACAUCCCAAUUUGGAAGAUACUAUGUUCUACAUAUAGGUUUUGGUGAGUU
Molecule: messenger RNA, 1792 nt
Organism: Periconia digitata
Lineage: Eukaryota; Fungi; Ascomycota; Dothideomycetes; Pleosporales; Periconiaceae
Source: the annotation of a GenBank genome assembly